ACCAACGUAAACACCACCAGCCACCCUCCUCCUCCUCCUCCUUUUCUUCCUCAUUUCCCGUUCUCGGCUCUGCAGAAGCGCCAAAGCAUGCGAAAAUGAACAGCACGGUUCGCAGCGAGGACCAGUAUUAUGAAAAGAUAACAUCGAUUCAACAGAGCAUGCAUGAAAGGGAGAAACGGAGGCAGGAGCUGGAGAGAGAACUGUUUGCUUACUCCAGAUCUGAUAAAAGAAUCUCACAGAUAAAGUGUUCCAAACUGCGCAGUUAUCUCAAGGAAAUCAGUGACAGGGAAGCACAAGCGAAAAUGAGAAACCUUGAGCUUCUGAGAGAUGUGGAGUGCAUAGAAAUUAGCAUGAAGGAAUAUAGUCCUGACCAUGGCCCCCUGCAACAACAAAAGGCUGACUUAUUCCAAAGGAUUUCCAGAUUUAUGGAAGCAAGAAAGAAAAUGGAGCGAGACCUUGACGUAGCAAAGGUUGAAGCUGUGCAUAGACAGCACCAGGGCAGCGUCCUUUCUCACCCAGCCAAGGAUUUUACAAAACCACCAGUGGUAAUUUUAAUGGGCUACGAGACCUUCAGACAGCCUGACGCUGAAACCGGCACCACAAGUGUACACUCACACCAAGCAUUGCAUCGUUCACCCAAUCGCAGCAUGCACUCCCGCGAACGUCUACGAAGUGGCCUUUUGAAGGACUUCAGAGUUGGCGGAGAGGAUGCCGCCAGCAGCCGAGCACAUUUAUCAGAUGACAUUUCAGGCUCAAACGAUUCCCCUGACGGCUGUAAUUUGAGUGACAAACAUGAUAGAACGGUAGCGGUGCUCCCAUCUGUUCGUGCCUUAGCAGGUGCAGCUGGAAAUGUGCCAUUAGGAAGUGAUGAUGAACAAGAACCGUCACCUCUGGUGACCUUGACGGGGCCUGAGAAGAAUACGUCUCCCGGCAGCAGUAGCCUGAUGAAGGCUAAGAAUUCCUUUGCAGAACUCAACAACUCCCAAGAUGGAGAGAGUGUUCUGAGCCAUUUGAUGCCUGAAACUUCUUUUGGAAAAGAAACUCAAGAUGCACCAGGUAGAGUGUGUGAGAGUGUCAGCACACCAAGCUCUGAUGUGCAGUUGUCAGAGAGCAAUGAUCGUGACCUGUCUAUUUCCCUGACACAAUCUGAGCUGGAAGAGGAUCUACCAGAGGGUGUGGCACCUGAGAGGAAUGCCACUUCUGGACGUAUUGAUGAUCACAAUCAGCACAGUCCUGAAUCAUCCCUCCUCUCUGAUUGGUCCAAUAACAAACCAAAGUUAAACUGUGAAUCAGCUCCCACGGUGACAUUUGAAAGUCUCUCCCAGGAAGGACUCUUUAACCUGCUAGAUAACAUCGAAGGACAACUGGAUGGUGAACAAACCCGUGUGUAUGGGGAUUCUCCAAUUGAUGGAAGACAACUGACUAGAAUUAUCAGCCUUUGUAACAGUGGAGCAGGCUUGAAUGACGAGGACCUUGAAGCAUGUGGAGCAGUCAUCCUUCAUGAGCUUCAGAGGUUGUCAUGGAGCACAGCAAAGGGCUGUCUGCUACCACAGGAUCUAGUGGGUGCUCACCAGUCCAUCACUGAGCCUAAUGAAAUAAGCACCAGCCUCCCUCCUGAUGCUGCUCGGCUGUGGGAUCGCUGGUUCAAGCACGCCCUCCUGCUCAAGGAGCGCCAUGUCCUCAGCACUGAGCGCUUGGUCCAGCUGUUCACGCCGCUGCUGCUGGAGCGCCAUGCCACCUACGGCCACCAGGCCAAAGUGCUGCUGAGGACACUUGUGUCCCGGUCCAGUGAGGAGUGCCCCUCAGCAGAGGACGAGAGUGACUUGUCUUCUUCGUGUGGUCCUCCUCCUCUCCUGGCUGACGGCGAUGUGAAGCCUGCCAGGCCAGUACAGAAGCAACAGAUCCAAGAACUACAAAGUACUGAAGAGGACAGCCAGGACGAAAGCCCUGUGGAAAGUGUUCCUAUUAGAGAGACAAAAGCAUAUCAAUUACUUAAACAAUCAGCCAUGCAGGACAGGCUGCAGAGUUCUGAAGAAGAGGUAGAGGAGGAGGACGACGAUGGCCUCUCAGGAAUAAAUCAUGGCCAUGAAGAGGACCAGGGGAGGGCCAAACGCUCCUCACAUCAAGACCCUUACCCUCGGAAAGAGAAGACGAACUCCAAGGCUCAUUCUGUUCUACCGUCAAAAGCUUUCUGGGGGGAAUCAGACGACAGCAACUCAGAGAUUGAAGCAGCCUUGCGUCCUCGACCUUUCAACACAAACACCAAUGACAUUGAUGACUUCUGUGACUGAUAUAUCCCUGCAGAUAUUUUUUAAAUGCACUAUAUUAUAUCACUGCAACAUUUCAGGCAGUUUGGCUCACAGUAAUUCACCCCCUGACCAUUAUUUUAGUGGUCUGCAUUGUAAAUCAUAUGCACACUGUAUCGUAAAAACAAAUAAUAAAGUUGACAGCUCUCACGCUGGGUAAAGUAUGUGAAGAGUUGUCCAACACUCUGAUGUUAA
Micropterus salmoides (largemouth bass) is the source of this 2501-nucleotide messenger RNA. RefSeq names its product kizuna centrosomal protein (gene kiz). Gene Ontology annotation, biological process: spindle organization. Lineage: Eukaryota; Metazoa; Chordata; Actinopteri; Centrarchiformes; Centrarchidae. The record is from RefSeq and is a predicted model, not a curated record. Gene Ontology annotation, cellular component: centrosome. Bases 96 to 2291 code for a protein of 731 amino acids. The transcript is spliced from 15 exons.